UUAUUCUGCACCUCGACCAAUGAGAGAAGGGGGUGUUCCCUGUAGCGCUACAGGGGCGGAGCUUAACUGCUCUUCUGUUAAAAUCCCACGUGAACUGCGUGAAUCGUGAUCUCCUGCGUGAACAUGGCGAACAUUCGGAGUAUCAAGGGCAUGGUCGGGCUCGUCACCGGAGGAGCGUCCGGGCUCGGCCGCGCCACCGUGGAGCGGCUGGUGCAGAACGGAGCGUGCGCGGUGAUCCUCGACCUCCCCUCCUCUGAUGGUCAUGCCCUCGCAGCCAGCCUGGGUGACCGCUGCGCCUUCGCACCUGCUGAUGUGACGUCUGAGGCGGACGUGCAGUCCGCGGUGGCUCUGGCCAGGGAGCGGUUUGGGAAGCUGGACCUGGCGGUGAACUGUGCUGGCAUCGCUGUGGCGGUCAAGACGUAUAACAUCAAGAAGGACCUCCCUCAUAACCUUGAGGACUUCCAACGCGUCAUCACGGUGAACAUCGGAGGCACGUUCAACGUGAUCCGUCUGGCGGUCGGGGCGAUGGCGAAGAACGAGCCUGAUGCCGACGGCCACAGAGGCUGCAUCAUCAACACGGCGAGCGUGGCGGCCUACGACGGACAGGUGGGCCAGGCGGCGUAUUCAGCCUCCAAAGGGGGUAUCGUGGGUAUGACCCUCCCCAUCGCCAGAGACCUGGCUCCUAUGGGCGUCCGCGUGGUCACCAUCGCUCCGGGCCUCUUCUCCACCCCCCUGCUCGCCGGCCUCCCAGAGAAGGUGCGCUCCUUCCUGGCCCGCCAGGUGCCUUUCCCCUCGCGCCUGGGUGACCCCGCUGAGUUUGCCCACCUUGUGACAUCGAUUGCAGAGAAUCCCAUGCUCAACGGAGAGGUCAUCAGACUAGACGGAGCAAUUCGCAUGCAACCUUGAGAGAGGUGUGUGUGUGUGUGUGUGUGUGUGUGUGUGUGUGUGUGUGUGUGUGUGUGUGUGUGUGUGUGUGUGUGUGUGUGUGUGUGUGUGUGUGUGUGUGUGUGUGUGUGUGUGUGUGUGUGUGUGUGUGUGUGUGUGUGUGUGUGUGUGUGGCAGUACUUCUGUACUCUAUGGGGUGUUCCUUCCUUUGUAAACUAACCUAGAAAGUAAACGAAUGUAUUUUUGUCUUCCUACCCAAAUUAAAAAAAUUGCAACAUAAGCAAGUAAGCUUAGAAAUUGUGCGGUGAUUUCUGCACUCAAGCAUUGUUUCUGAUGCCGUACAUCAAUAUUGUUUUAGUAGAUAUCUGAAAGCUGCAAAGUCAACCGUCAUUCUUGAGUUAUAAAGUUAAUCCCAUAAUUAAACAGAAAUGGAUUUA
Messenger RNA from Gadus macrocephalus (Pacific cod), 1322 nucleotides. It is a transcript of the gene hsd17b10, whose product is annotated as hydroxysteroid (17-beta) dehydrogenase 10. Gene Ontology annotation, molecular function: estradiol 17-beta-dehydrogenase [NAD(P)+] activity. Gene Ontology annotation, cellular component: mitochondrion. Bases 124 to 906 code for a protein of 260 amino acids. Gene Ontology annotation, biological process: androgen metabolic process; estrogen metabolic process; fatty acid metabolic process. The record is from RefSeq and is a predicted model, not a curated record. Lineage: Eukaryota; Metazoa; Chordata; Actinopteri; Gadiformes; Gadidae. The transcript has 6 exons.